CAGGGACUUACACUUACACUUGCAUUCCCCGAGGUCAAUUGAUGUAAAACUUCAAAAUGCGGUGCGUUCCACUCUUUGGCACUGGCAGAAAAGGCGACUUUUCAUACUACAGUAAUUUAUAUACACUUUGCUCGCGCCUGUGACUCGUGGCUAGCCAUCCUUUUGCGAUUUUCAUCUUGACGGAGACCAAACUCACGCAUUCUUGCAAUUGAACCAGCGAUAUCAAACUCAUUCGCACAAUAUGGCUUCGAGCGGGGUAGAUAGACGGCAUACCGCCAGCGCGAUGGGAUUGCCGGGCUACAACAAGGGGACGUCAAUACAUGAGGAAGCCAGAAUCGACUCUGAGUCCAAUUCAGGUCAAGUGGCGGCUGAUUCUACUCAUAGACAGCUUCGACCCAGACACAUUCAGCUUAUUGGCAUUGGUGGAACUAUUGGUACAGCGAUUUUUGUUCAAAUUGGGCGUGGAUUGCUCAAUGGAGGACCCGGAAGCCUGUUUUUGGCUUUUUUAAUAUGGUGUACCUUCAUUCUUGCCAUGACGAAGGUACGUAGUCUAUCUAGGCGCCCAAUCCUCCGGAAAAUACUGACUUUCAAUUCCAGUGUGCUGCUGAAAUGGUUACCUAUAAUCCGAUCUCGUCACCAUUCAUCCGAUUUGCUGGAAGAUAUGUUGAUGAAGCUUUCGGAGUGGCAGCUGGAUACAAUUUUUUCAUAUUUCAGGCUGCUCUUGUUCCUUGGGAAAUAGUGGCUUGUAAUCUCAUCAUUCAUUAUUGGAGCGACGCGGUGCCCACGGGAGCGGUAAUUGCGAUUGUCAUUACAUCUUAGUAAGUUAUUUCUUCAGCGUUUUUACCAAUCUUCUGUGUAAGCCUCUUAUUUUCUGAGAGACACGGGCACCAAUGCAACUACUCUUUCAACUCUGGGUCAUCUCUCGGAUUAAAUAAAGGGUGCUCAUAGAGUAAAGACUCAAACCUUUACGUGUUUGCUAAGAAGUUCAUAUCUAACAUCUAUUAGUGGGUAAGUAAUAUGCAGAAAAGUCUCUCAAGGAAGAUGACUGAUUUAUCCUGUGUAGGAUAAUCAAUGUUUUUGCUGUUAAAUGGUAUGGGGAGUCGGAAUUUGUGAGUAAUACAUUUCCCAAAUGAGGCAGACAUCAACCAACACCAAAAAAGUGGCUUGCUAUAGGAAAGAUGAUUCUUAUCAUCGGACUUCUUAGUUUCACCUUCGUUGUCAUGGUCGGCGGAAACCCAAUGGGUGACAGAUUCGGAUUCCGCUAUUGGAACAAUCCCGGGGCUUUCGCCGAGCUCUAUUCAACGGGCAGCCUUGGGAGAUUUCAAGGAUUUCUCCAAUGUCUAAUCACAGCUGCUUUCAUAGUUGCUGGGGCGGACUAUGUUUCAAUGGCUUCAGGAGAAGCCGAGAAUCCACGUGUUGUCAUGCCUCGAGCUUUCAAUGCCGUCUUUUACCGCCUCACAACUUUCUUCGUUCUUGGAAGUCUGGCAGUAGGAAUCCUUGUUCCCUAUGAUAGCGAAGAACUCGCGAAUGCUUUCGAGAAAGGACUUUCAGGUGCCGCUGCAAGUCCGUAUGUAAUUGCCAUGAAUCGUCUGAACAUUCGUGUCCUACCUGACAUUGUUAAUGCAAUGAUUCUCACAUCGGCAUACUCAGCAGGAAAUAGUUAUGUUUACUGUGCCUCCCGCUCUCUUUUUGGUCUAGCUCUCGAAGGGAAAGCCCCCAAGAUCUUUAGGAAAUGUACGAAAAAUGGGUAUGUAAAUAUUCUCUUACUAAUAAUAUGCGUGUAUUUCCGUCAGUAGCCGUCAAGAUGACCUUUCUUCCUUGCACUCUCCCCUCAAAUGGUCAUCGAACUAGAACAAAAUACUAAUUUGUUGCAGUGUCCCGAUCUACUGCGUAGCAUUCACACUAGCUAUAUCGUUGGUAUCUUUUUUGCAGGUUUCCAACAACACAGCUGUGGUAUUGAACUGGUUCGUAAGUUUAGUCACUGCCUCACAGUUGAUCAAUUUCUGUGUUAUAUCCUUCACAUUUCUGAAAUGGAAGGAGGCCUGUGAUGUACAGGGCCUUGACCGAAAUUCUCUGCCACACACCUCAUCCUGGCAGCCUUUCACUGCAUAUUAUGCACUCACAGGGUGUUUUACAAUGAUUUUUCUCAGUGGUUAUACCGUAUUUUUACCAGGAAAUUGGGAUGUUCCCAACUUUAUCUUCUCCUACGCCAUGAUCGGCGUUUUUCCUGUCAUCUUCUUCGGAUGGAAAUUUAUUAAGAAGACGAAGUGGUUGAAGCCUGAAGAAGUCAUUUUGAGGACCUCCGAAGUAGAUGAUAUUGAGGAAUAUACUAGAAAUUAUGUUGAGAGAACCCCGAAGACUAGAUGGCAUGGUUAUGUUGAUAGAGUAUUUAGCUAGAGCUUCGGGUCGGUGGUUGUCAGAUACACAUUUUUUAGUUUUGGUCAGCAUGUCGCGGCAGACCAGGAAAUUAGCAUAUAGCGUCAUUGUUUCCGCCCUCUAGAAUAAGUCAUGGUUAUAUGAGGGAUUUAGACCAAUUCAAAC
Messenger RNA from Hymenoscyphus albidus, 2541 nucleotides. The record is from the annotation of a GenBank genome assembly. NCBI's taxonomy places the organism in Eukaryota, Fungi, Ascomycota, Leotiomycetes, Helotiales, Helotiaceae.